UGGUUUUGCUUUUGCUUUUGCUUUUGCUUUACUACACUUACUUACCUCUUCCUUCUUCCAUCUUCAUCCUCCAACUACCGACGACCAGCUACCAGCAUAAGCUACCAGCAUCAUCUACACACAUUCAUCCUCUCUACCUCGUCUACCUCUACCUCCUCUCCUGACCAACCAACCAACCAACCCCCAAAUCCACAACCACCAAAAUGUCCACCACCACAACCGCAACAGCCAGCACCCCCACCUGCACCACAACGCGCUACGUCCUCCCGAUCCAAGACGCCGCCUGCGCCCUCCCCAACAGCGGCAACUUCAGCAGCGUGAUGUCCACCUGCUGCAACCCCGCCCCGGUCACCAAAUACGACAACGACUGCGGCCUGUACUGUCUGGCCGAGAAGCAGUCCGUCAAGGACCUGCUCAGCUGUCUGCAGACCAACGGCGCCGUGACGGAGGCAUUCUGCUCGGGCAAUCUGACCGCCACGGCUACGGCCAAGGUGUCCGGGUCCAGUUCGACGAGUACGGGCACGAAGACGGGGAGUUCGGCUACUUCGACCGAGACGAAGAAGUCGAUGGGGACGGAUGUGAAGGUUUCGAAGGCGGGACUGGGCGUGUUGGGGUUGUUGGUCUUGGCGGGCCUCGUGGGGGGUUUUAGAUUGAUAUGGAUGUGACAGUGGAAGUUUGAAUGGGGGAGGAGGGGUGCUGAUGUUGAUGUUCAUGGGGGGAUGACAUUGGAGGGACUGUGGAUAUUGAUGAGAUGGCUGGUAUUGAAGGGGAUAUAUCGAUAAAUGGAUGGAUGGAUGGAUGGAUGGAUGGAUGGAUGGAUGGAUGGAUGGAUGGAUCUAUGUAUGGAUGGGAGAUUGAAUCGAUGCAUAAUACAUAAUGGCCUGUAUUAUAUUCUCUGAUGAUUGAUGCUAAUG
Messenger RNA from Aspergillus heteromorphus CBS 117.55, 914 nucleotides. RefSeq lists its product as uncharacterized. Bases 204 to 665 code for a protein of 153 amino acids. The record is from RefSeq and is a predicted model, not a curated record. Lineage: Eukaryota; Fungi; Ascomycota; Eurotiomycetes; Eurotiales; Aspergillaceae. The transcript has a single exon.